This is a messenger RNA of Punctularia strigosozonata HHB-11173 SS5, 1113 nucleotides long. Its product is annotated as Clavaminate synthase-like protein. The record is from RefSeq and is a predicted model, not a curated record. The coding region runs from base 1 to 1113 and encodes 370 amino acids. Gene Ontology annotation, molecular function: dioxygenase activity. NCBI's taxonomy places the organism in Eukaryota, Fungi, Basidiomycota, Agaricomycetes, Corticiales, Punctulariaceae. The transcript is spliced from 8 exons.
AUGGCUGUAUCAGCAGAUUCUACUUUCUCGUCUGUGCCGAUCCUUGACUAUAACCUGUUAUCAUCGCCCGCGACGCGGGGAUCCUUUGUGGAACAACUUCAACAUGCGCUCAUCUCUGUUGGCUUUUUCUACCUCGCGAACCCUCCUGUUCCUUCAGAGUUGAUCGCCGCUGCGGCAGACUAUGCUGCCAAGUUCUUCGAAAUCCCUCAAGAGGCGAAAGACGCUAUCAAUAUGAGGAACUCUGAGAGCUUUCUUGGCUACACAAGACUGGGCGCCGAGAGAACGAAGGGUAGAAGGGAUGAGCGAGAGCAAUUCGACUUCGCGACGGAUUACGCCAGACCCGAUGUGAAAGCAGGGGAUCCGCCCUAUCUCAGGUUGUGGGGUCCGUCUCAGUGGCCGGACGACAACGUCUUGCCCGGCUUUAAGGAUACUCUACGACGGUAUCUUGAUCGUGUGGAGAAUUUGAGCUACGAGAUCAUGAGUCUUUCCGCCGAAGCGCUCGGCCUGCCGCCUCAGGCGUUCGAGCCUUUAUUCGGCGAACCCGGAACUGUGAUGCAUCGAGCGAAGUUAGUGAAGUAUCCAACACAGGAUGCUGUCGAAACUGACCAAGGAGUUGGGCCGCACUUCGAUGGUGGAUUCCUUACGCUCCUACUCCAGGCAUCGGAACACGCUGGGCUUCAGGUGCAGAACCUCGCUGGUGAAUGGAUCGAUGCCCCGCCUAUUCCCAAUACCUUCGUGGUGAACAUCGGCAAAGCGAUGGAGGCGAUGACCCUUGGUCUGGCUCGGGCAACCUCACAUCGUGUGCUUUCCCCGCCUAAAGGAUCCACGCCGCGCUACUCAAUUCCCUUCUUCCAAAACACUCGACAGGAAGUGCGGAGGGGUGGUAUCCAACUGGAAUUCCCUCCAGAGAUACUCCAGCUGAAGCAGCUGCGGGGUGACGGCGGGGGAUCAGACUCCGUUAACUAUGCCGAGUAUAACACGGGAGAGCCCUUCGGCUAUGGGAAUCUUAUCGGCCGCAUUAAGAGCCAUCCAGACGUUGCGGAACGGCACUAUCCAGAGUUCUUUCGGCAGUAUUUUCCCACUGGUCUUCCCCAGGCCGCAUCGGCGUAUUGA